AGUAAAGCUGCCCCUCCCAAUUAAAGAUGAGGACUUACAAUAUUGAAGAGCAGCCCAGCCAAUGAGAGAGCAGAGUCAGGAAAUGCAGCAGUGAAACGGCAGAGGGUAGAGUGGGCAAGAAAAAAAAACUGCAGUGUGCACGUUUCAUUCUGUUCCUCUUCUGUGCAGAUCUUAAUCGAUUUAUCACUCCAGCUUGGGUCUUGUGUGAGUGUGUGUGUGUGUGCGUGAGUGUGUGAGUGAGAUAAUAAGCACUGGAAAAGAGAAUAGCACCUAGGUGCUCCCAGGACUGUAGUCCAACAAAAUUCCCUCAAAGUGGAGCAAUAAAAGAGAAAAUCUGAGAGAAGACACUGGACACUUUUUUAAUCUUAAGGACUUCUAAACCCGCUGUGAGGAAGUUUAUCCAGGGGAGCGCAGCAAAAACACUCGAUUUCACUGUGAUUAUCCAACAACCAGGGAUCCAAUUUACAUUGGCUGGACCGGAACAAGACAAUUGGCCCCUGCAUUUUUGGCCCAGACGACCAACCACAAUAGGUCACACCACCCACCAGUGCACCAUCCUUGCAGUCCCCUUAAAUGAACUGAGUUAGAAUCUGACCACUGAAGAUGAAGUUCAACUUGCUGAAGAACAAGCCAGAGGCCAUGGUGGGCUCAGAGCCGACGGGUGCCAUGACAGUGGCCCCGGGCUUAGGGAGCUCCACGCCAGCCGAUGUCAACUCCACAGAUGUCAACAAAGCCAUGUUCGGUGAUAUCAAGAACAAGUUUCUCAAUGAGAUGACAAAAAUUCCACUGCCCACCUGGGCCAUCGCGGCCAUUGCCAUCGUCGUCGUACUCCUCAGCGUCUCGUGCUGCUUCUGCAUCGUCAAGAAGUGCUGCUGCAAGAAGAAGAAAAACAAGAAGGGCAAGAAGGGGAAGGGUGAACUGGGCAUGAAGAACAUGAAAGGCGAGAAAAUUCAGGAUGAUGAUGACGACGAUGAUGACGUUCCCGAAAAAGGGAUGAGUGGAGAGGAGAAAGAAGAGGAACCAAAAGAGAAAGAGAAGCUAGGAAAGCUGCAAUUCUCCCUGGACUAUGACUUCCAAGAAAACAAGCUCUCUGUUGGUAUCCUGCAAGCAGCAGACCUGAUCUCCAUGGAUAGUGGUGGAACCUCCGAUCCCUACGUUAAGGUUUUCGUCCUCCCAGACAAGAAGCAUAAGUUUGACACCAAGGUCCAUAAGAAAACGCUUAACCCAACUUUCAACGAGACCUUCGCCUUCAAGAUCCCCUUCCAAGAAAUGGGUGGAAAGACCAUAGUUAUGGUGGUGUAUGACUUUGACCGCUUCUCCAAACACGACAUCAUUGGGGAAAUCAGGAUCCCCACGAACAGCCUGGAUCUGGCUCAGCCCAUUGAGCAAUGGAGGGAGCUGGACAGUGCCGAGAGGGAAGAGCCGGAGAAACUGGGUGACAUCUGCGUUUCUCUCCGCUACGUGCCCACGGCCGGCAAACUCACUAUCUGCAUCCUGGAGGCUAAGAAUCUCAAGAAAAUGGACGUGGGAGGAUUGUCAGAUCCCUAUGUGAAGAUUCACCUGCUCCAGAAUGGAAAGAGACUGAAGAAGAAGAAGACGACGGUGAAAAAGAACACGCUGAAUCCCUAUUACAAUGAGUCCUUCAGCUUUGAGAUUCCACAGGACAUGAUGCCGAAAAUCCAUGCUGUAAUCACAGUGCUGGACUACGACAAGAUUGGCAAGAACGACGCCAUCGGGAAGAUCUGGGUGGGCAACAAAGCCCCAGGCAACGGGGUGCGGCACUGGUCAGACAUGACCACCAACCCACGCCGCCCCAUCGCCCAGUGGCACCCCCUCAGGCCCGAGGAAGAGGUGGAUGCAGAACUGGCAGCCCUGACUGCCAAGAAGUAACCACUCACACAUUCACACUCACACACACACACACACACACAUGCAUACAUACACCCCUGUUUCGCAUCAUACCCCCCUCGCUACCCCAACACACACACACACACACACAUCAACGGUCAGUCCCUCCCAGCUCCACACUGGCACCACCCACAGAUUGGUAGAGACUUUUUCGGAUGUGCCCCUCAAGGAGGAAACACAAAACUGGGAAGAGCACAUGGUGGAUAGUCAAGAGGUUGACUAUGUGAAUCCCUAUGAGUUGGGUGCUCAGUCAGAUAUAUCACUUCACUUCACUACAAUACACUACAAUUGAAGUGAUCAUAAACAGAACAGGAUAAAUAGGCCAAUGCUUCCAAGGAAAUUAAUACGAAUUUGUGACUUCAAAACCUAAAAAGCUAUUAAAAAUUAAUAUAUGAAUUAAUUAAUGAAUUAUUAUAGAUUAUUAUUAAUAUUUAUAAUAAUAAUAGUAUUUACUCAAGCUGCCGCUGACGACUCCUUAUGUGAGACUGACCACAUUUUGAUAUAUAGCACAGUUUUUUGUUUCACUGAGCUUUACCUGACCAUUAUGAUACAGAAAUGUGGAGAGCUAGAUGUUUCUAGAACGUACAUCAUUAACCCGUCAGGUGUCUAUUCCACUGCCUGCAAUCUACCACCUCUCACAUUCUAUGCCUGCAGACAACAGUUCAAGAGCAAUGCCUCGAGUUCUUGACUUACUAUGAGUUCUACUUCAAAAAAUUCCUGUACCUGUCUGUAAGACAAAAAAGGAGACAAGCCUUGUAACAUUAAAGCAAUUCUCAACUGCCAGGGACGCCUUCAAAUUAAUGUUGUUUUCCUCUUUAAUUUCACAUGAAACUAUCAUGUUUAUUCCUAAAGCACUUUAAAUAAGUAAUUUACUUAUUAUAUAUUUUUCAACAUUAGACGUACACUGGAAACCUUAUGAUUCAGGAUUCAGUUGGGUGAAUUCAAUCAGGUUAUCAGUCCACCAUCUACUGCCAUUUCUGUUACAGUGACCUCGGGUGGCUUAUAGCGCUUAAUUGAACUCACUCAUGUGUUUCAAAAUAGCUAGAUGUGCUAGGUUCUAGAUAUUUACUUAUUUGAAGUAUUUAAAACGUUUAUGUCUAAUAUGUUUUGCUCUUCUCUGACAGUCAUAGUAGUACAAAGUGAAUUUUACAUUCUUUCAAAUAUUCAUUCAUUCAUUCAUUUAUUUUUCCAUGGGAAGGUACUGGAGGAGGGUACUGUUACAUGUGUAUCUUGCAUACACCAAUUACCAAACUGCUGAAUCUACUUGCACUACUGGAUGUAACUACUGUAUAUUCUGCGGGUAUCUGAUGUUUUGCAACAUUCUGUGUAGUUGUGUGCGGAAACAUACUGAAUUCGACUGAAUUGUCUUUUGUCCACAGUUUUUAUAUUUGUUACAAAAUGACCACAAAACAGCUGAUUACACUACAGAUAAGCCAGAGCAAGUCUGUGGGCUUUACUUCAUAGCGUGAAUACAUUUUGGCAUUUUAUUUCUUGUUUGGAAUAAUGAAAUUUAUACAUGGCUAGAAGUGUAAUAUACAGUUUGCCAAAUUUAAUAGGUGUGGACUUUACAUCUGAGCUUUGGAAGUUUAUCCAAGUCAAUUGGAAUACUCUAAUAUUUUUCAAUAUUUGAUAAAGUAAAUGGUUAAGAAGAUUUGUUUGAACGCCAACUAAGCGCCACAUGUCUGAACACCUGAGUAAAUGUGUACGUUGUGCUUGAUGAGAGUCUUCUGAUGUCACAGUGAAAGAGUUUUAGAUUUGGUAACAUGAGAAAGACAGUUAGGCAAUUCAAGAAUAUUUAGUUGCAUUCAAUGGAUAGAAAAGUGCAGUUUUAAUAUUUAGACAGUUUUGAUGGUUUAUGGGGAAAGAUUUAUUUAUUUAGUCAGCCAUUUCUUGUUAAUUUCUGUUAUGAUUAUUUUUAUAUUAGUCUCCCCGCGUGCCACUUGAGCAAGGGGCCAUGAUCCUUUAAAUUCAACUCAGUCCUUUCAUUUGAGUCGGGUGUCUCCCCUCUGUUUUUCCUCAGAAUCAACACAAUAAAAAGAAAACACCAAAAUGCAAUCAAAUAACCAUAGGUGUGUAGUUUUGCCUCUAUAUAUGCAUAGUUCCUACCUGUUGAACUGCAUGUUUCUAUAAAAGUACUAUAAAACGAGCAUGUUGUAGAGACAAUGCAAAAAUAUAUUGUGUGUUAGUAGAUGUCAUUUGUCAUUUGUCAUUUUAAUAGCAAACUGGAGUGGGGGAAAAUGCUCUGUAUAUUUUCUAAAAAAAAAAAAAAACGAAAUCUGUAUUUAUUUUCCAUUGGAAGGGUAUAGGGGAGAAUAUGAAUCAAACUGAUAGUCAGUUUCUAUCCAGGCCUGCAGAUCCAGUACAGUAAUAAGCAAAGUUGUUUAAAAAUACUAAGUGUGAUUUCAUGUAAGAUGAAGAUGUAGCCGCAUGCUUGCUGUUGAAUAUUUUUGAUGUAUACAUUUUAUUUAUUGGUUUGUAACUUCUCUUGUUUUAUAUCGAAUUGAUUUACAGUUCAAUGUUUGUAUGUCCUCUUGCCAAAUAUGUUCUUAAGUGAUAAAUAUGUUAACGAAUAUGUUGAUCAAAGUCUAGGGGACUCCAAGAUCUGAUCUUACGAAGCUCAUGCAGAAGAAAAAAAAAGUUUAGAAAUAUGUAAUAGCACACUGUUGUCAAACACUGUCACUGCCAUCUGCUAAAGUGACUUUAUUCAAUUGUAUGGGCUGGUUGUUACAGUGGAAAUAGGGUUAUUGUUUCCAGAUUUAUCACUUAUAGUAUUAUCUGUGCCAAUGAUAUAUCUCUUUCACUGCCAUUGUUUUGACAUUAUGUCAUUGAAACAAGUGAUUUUUGGACCAAUUUUAAUAGUGAUUUUCACAUUGGUAACAAGCCUACCAUUUUAGCACAAGGAGACCAUCCCAUAGAAAAAGAACCUUGAACCUUGGAGUCCCCUUCUUUUUAGCUUUUUUCUAAAGUUUAUGUUGUAAUUUACUAUGCUACAGACCACGUUUUACUUACAGCAUUUUACUAGCCAAUAUACAUACAUAAAUGUGUAUGUAUGUAUGAAACUUUGUGAGUGUGUGUGUAUAAAUGUACAUGUAUGUAUGUGUGUGUGCGCACACGUGCCCACGUGUGCGUGCGUGUGAGUUUAGCGGUAUGUUUGCUGGUGUGCAUGAAAACAAAUUGUUGAAUAUAAAAUAAAGCCAUAAGAUUUGAGCACUAGUGACAUAGAGCUCAGUUGUGUAGAUUUAAUUGAAAUGUCCAUUCACUAAGGCCUGUGUGUUUCGUAAACAUUCCAUUUUGAGUCUGCAUUCAGCUUGGGCCGCACGUGCAAUGAACUAUUGUCCUGAGUAUGAUUCCUUUCAAUUCCUGACUCCACAAAAAGAUGGAGAGGCUUUGUUCUAUUAUGCAUUUAUUUAUUUGGUUAUUUAUAUAUUAAUACACGUGUUUAGUUUUUUAUUUAUCUAUUUUGGCCAUGUUGAAAUUUGCAAAUGCUUGAUCAUUUUGACUGAGAGUAACACGAGUUACUGGAGCAGUUGUCAGUCCAGCUGUGCUUUUAGCUGUAAGAAGGAUCAGUUCAAAAUCAUUACAAAGUGUGUGCUUAUUUCAAAUGAACUCUUCUGCUCUCGAUUUGAAUAUCCGUCAGUUACAAGUUGUCUGUACAGGACAGAUGACAUCAAAUGCUUUGCUAAGAGUAGGACUCUUUGUGUGUGUAUGUGUGCGUAUGUGUUAGCUCCAAACAAUAAAGCAUAGGCCCUUUACAAACAAAUGGUUGAGGAGCUGUACGAAAGUACUUCAACCUGCCAAUGUCAGCAUGAACAGGAUUCAUUUACGUGAAGCAUUCCUAGAUAGUGGUGUGACUCUGUGAAGUUAGAUGUUAUUUUUUGGAUGUUUCUGUCACAGCCAAUUCUGAAUUGCUUUUUGUUAAAAAAAAGAAAUCAUUAUUUAUAUUUGGUCAUGGUGGCCAUGUCUGUGAAAUGCACAGUUAAGUUGGAAUGUGUAUCACAUGAGAUGUGUUACUGUAAAUGGAACGGAUGUGGUCAAAAGAAAGGUCAGAGCAGCAAUCUACUAAUUUCUUUAUUUCUAUCUUAGAUUAGUCUUGUAAAAAGUAAACUGGGAUGUAAAAUAUGGAAGAAAAUCUAUCCCAUGGAGACAUUCCUUAAAUGUCCUUGCUUUGGCUUUUUGUUCCUCGCAUUUGCCAUGUUAAUGUUGCAAAGUUGAAGUGAAGGACAUGUGUUAGAAAUAAAGAAAGGGACAUUUGCUGAUUUUUCCUUGGUGCACAAUACAAAGUUAUUCUCAAUUUUUGAGACCUAGAUCACAUUACAUAAAAGCUUAGCCUGAUCUGCAUUGUCUGUCAAACUGCAAAAAAACUGCUGAAAACUGCCAUCUUUGGGAACAUAUUUCUGCCACUGCAUCACCAUUGAUAGACAACCACGAUUAGAAAAAAAACCUAAUUUUUAUUUCCUCUUGAUAUACUGCCUUGUGGUUUUCUUCUUUUUGUUUGUUUGUUUGUUAGUUUGUUUGAUUGAUUGAUUGUUUGUUUGUUAUUUUGCUUUUUUCGAGAGGCAGAGGUCUGUAUGUGGCAUUGUCCUCUGGCCAUGUUUCUACCUGUCUAGAAGUGCUGUGGUACGUGUUUUCAUGUCGGUAAUGUCGUGCCUAGUGUGGAUUGCAUGCUUUAGCCCUUGACUGGACACUUUGCAAAAAUGUUGCUCCCAAACUUCUCAUGACCUGGUUGAGUAGUUGACGAGCAUCAGCAAUCCUUGUAAAGACCUCAAGGGAACCAAAUAUCUCAACACAAAUCUAACAUAACUGUUAAAAGCUCUGUACUAAACAAACAUAAAAAAUAAAGGCCUUUUAAAUA
Messenger RNA from Clupea harengus (Atlantic herring), 6760 nucleotides. RefSeq names its product synaptotagmin-2-like. Gene Ontology annotation, biological process: calcium ion-regulated exocytosis of neurotransmitter; synaptic vesicle endocytosis. The record is from RefSeq and is a predicted model, not a curated record. Gene Ontology annotation, molecular function: calcium-dependent phospholipid binding; phosphatidylserine binding; calcium ion binding. NCBI's taxonomy places the organism in Eukaryota, Metazoa, Chordata, Actinopteri, Clupeiformes, Clupeidae. Gene Ontology annotation, cellular component: plasma membrane; axon; synaptic vesicle membrane.